AUGGAGGAGGAGCUCUUGGAGACGUUCGGGGCCGCGAAAAAGGCCGCGGACAGGACCCAGAACGGCGGGGAGUACACUGAGGUGAAACGUUGUGUCAGUGCUCUCCGGAGGUUGAAGAAGAUACCGGUUACUAGGAAGAGUUUGGUGGCCACCCAGGUUGGCAAAAAACUUCGCCUUCUGACAAAACAUUCCCAGGAUGAGAUUCGGACCGUGGCAAAUGAUUUGCUUCAGUACUGGAAGAAUCUAGUUGUUCAGGAGGCAUCGAAAAAUAACAAGAAAAUUGUUCCAAAGGUUGAAAAGAAAAUUGAGCAAGCAAUGAAACUCAAGGCUGACAGGAAUCCAAAAGCUGCAUCAACAAAGAGCGACAUUGUUUCAAAAUUGAAGUGGGUUGAAGCUGACAAGGCACAGAAUGAUGAAGUGACCAAACUAGGGUCUGUCAAAUCAGAGAAGGCCAAUUCUGAUGGCUUUUCCAAGGAUGAGAAUAUGGAACCUCUUUCAAAGAAACCUCCCUUGGAUACUUACUCACUUAAGCUGAAUUCAAUGGUGAAGUGUAACGAUUCUGUGCGUGAUAAGAUCCGAGAGCUUAUUGCAGAAGCCUUUUCACGAGUUCCUAAGGAAACAGCUGAAAGCAAAUCAGACGAAGUGAGGAACAUCCUGGAUGAAGUCGAUGCAUGCGAUCCUAUCCGUGUAGCUGUAUCUGUGGAAUCUGCUCUGUUUGAGAAGUUAGGCCUCUCAACUGGUUCUCAAAAAUACAAAUACAGAUCUAUAAUGUUCAAUUUGAGGGACAACAAUAACAAAGAUUUCCGACGAAGAGCUCUCCUUGGUCAUGUGAAGCCACAGGAAAUAGCAACUAUGACCACCCAAGAUAUGGCGAGUGAUGAUCGGAAAGCGGCCUACAAACAGCUAAAGGAGAAGCUCUUGUUUAAAUGUGAGAGACGAGCAGCUCCUAAAGCAACGACUGAUCAGUUCAAAUGUGGGCGAUGCGGACAAAGGAAGACUACGUACUAUCAAAUGCAAACGCGUUGUGCCGAUGAGCCAAUGUUGUAUUAUUUAAAUCAACCAAUGACUACUUUUGUUACUUGUGUUAACUGCAACAACCAUUGGAAGUUCUGUUAA
This is a messenger RNA of Zingiber officinale, 1116 nucleotides long. Its product is annotated as transcription elongation factor TFIIS-like. Gene Ontology annotation, biological process: transcription elongation by RNA polymerase II; DNA-templated transcription. The coding region runs from base 1 to 1116 and encodes 371 amino acids. Gene Ontology annotation, molecular function: zinc ion binding; nucleic acid binding. Gene Ontology annotation, cellular component: nucleus. The record is from RefSeq and is a predicted model, not a curated record. NCBI's taxonomy places the organism in Eukaryota, Viridiplantae, Streptophyta, Magnoliopsida, Zingiberales, Zingiberaceae. The transcript is spliced from 3 exons.